Manis pentadactyla (Chinese pangolin) is the source of this 1663-nucleotide messenger RNA. RefSeq names its product C2 calcium-dependent domain-containing protein 4A-like. The transcript is spliced from 2 exons. The record is from RefSeq and is a predicted model, not a curated record. Lineage: Eukaryota; Metazoa; Chordata; Mammalia; Pholidota; Manidae. Bases 452 to 1567 code for a protein of 371 amino acids.
CCAACAUUUUCAGCCGCCAAUUCUCGCUUGGCGUCGGCGACAGCCUGGCGUCUUCUCUUCGCAGGAGACUUUCCGCAGGCCUGUAUAAGGGGCUCCGUGCGCGCGCAGAGAAGAUGCAGGUCCAGGGCUGACCAGAAGAUGCCUGAGCCACCCGCGGCAGCUUCGCUCGCCCCCGAGCACCCCCUGCAGGCCACCCCGCCCCAACCCCGAGCGUCUGCGGGAAGAGGUGGCCCGAAAGGCGGGCUGUCCAGUGCCGCCAGGGGUUGGGCUGGCGGCAGGCUGGGCGGGACUCGGGCUACCGAUAUAAGAGAGGAGCGCCACUGCUUCGGCCACCGUGCUGAAGCCUGGACCGGGAGCAGCGGGCACUGAGCUUGCGGCUCAUGACCCACAGAGACUGAAGAAGAGGGAAAGGAGCGCUUCUUCCCGCCAGUCCCAGCCCCAGCCUCGGAGGAUGCGGCUCCUCGUGAAGCUCCGCGCCUCGGCCGCGGGCAGCGCUGCCCCGGAGCCUGCCUUCUCCAAUGUGCUCACCCCGGCCCGCAUCCCCGCGUUCUGCAUCCCGCCGCGGCUGCCCGCGCCCUGCGCGCCGGAGUCCCCGCCCCCGGCCGCCGCUCUGCCCCGGCGGUGCGCGGCCGAGCCGGACCUGUGGCCCCGCGGGGCCAACGACAGCGCCGGGCGCACCGACUGGGACCCGCGCUCUCAGGCGGCGCUCUCGCUGCAGCACCUGCCCCGCGCGCGCACCGCCUACGGCUUCUGCGCGCUGCUCGAGAGCCCGCACACCCGCCGCAGGGAGUCGCUCUUCCUCGGGGACGCCCGCGGCGCCGCGCUCCUGGAGCCGUCCGCCGCCCGGCCCGCGCUCCGACCCCGAGCCCACACCUAUGGCGGCGGCGGCGGCGCGAGGGGAGACGCCCCGCGUGCGCCCCCUGCCGGGGUUCCCUCCGCUCCCGGCGGGGCCCGUCAGCCCCGGGACUCGCGCGUCCCGCCGCCCCGCGGCCGCCGGCUCCUGCGCGCCCCUGACGGGCUGCUGCGGCGCGCGCUGCGGGCCCGCGGGAGCCGCGGCCUGGCCCCCGUCCGCUCAGUCUCCCGCGGGGACGAGGACCAGGAGCGCGGCGCCGGAUCGAGGACCCCGGCCCGCGGCCCCUCCGCGUCUCCGCCGCCGCCCCCCGGCCCGCAGCCCGAGCGCCUGGAGGCCGAGGGCACCGUGGCUCUGGGGCGCGCCGGCGGCGCCCUGCGCCUGGCCGCCGAGUACAGUCGAGCCAACGGGCGCCUCCGCAUCCGGCUGCUCCGCGCCGAGGGACAGGCGGGGGGAACCGCCGAGCCCCGCGCCGUCGGCUGCCGCCUGAGCUUCGUCCUGCAGCCGCCGGGCAAGACGCGCCAGCAGCGCGGCGCCGUGGUCCGGCGGAGCCGCGUGGCCGCCUUCGACCAGGACUUAUGCCUGGACGGGCUGUCGGAGGACGAGGUGCGCCGCCUGGCCGUGCGCGUCAAGGCGGAGAACCAGGGCCGCGGCCUGGAGCGGGGCCGCCUGCGGGGCCAGGGCGAGCUGCUGCUGGGCCCGCUGCUGCCGCUCUGAGGGCCCAGGCCCUGCCCUUGGGACGCCUUCCGCCCCCUGGGGAGCUCUGGGACACGGCUGCUGCUUUGUACAAAAUAAAUGUUAUUUAUUCAGUUU